GAGUGGUCAAUGGGUGGCACUGUGUGUGUCGCUUAUGAGACAGUGCGCAUGCGCUCUCACUCUAAAAUAUCCCGUUGAGUUUGCAAGCAGUGCAAGCAGUGCAAUCCAUGCGUAUUCUCUGGAAAUUGUGGUCAUCCAUGGUGAACAACAUAUAUUGGAGAUUUUAUCCUGUGUAAAGUGUAUCUGGUUUUAUGUUGGAGCUCAUCGUGAUUAUUCCCACUGCCGUAUUGUGUUGUAACAUUUUGGUAUUGUUGCAUUUGAAUAUAACAUUGUAGAGCUACAGAGGUUUAAAUUUGUGUUUUCAGCUUGGUGAAAGCGCUCAUUUUAUUUAUAUAAAUUUUGUUUCGCUUUCACAAAUCUUUUUGUAAAAUUUCUUCUUAAUUAAGUUUCUAGGUUGCUUUUGAUAGUGACUCAUUUUCUAGAAAACAGUAAAUGAAUAAACAGUAAAGUAAAACCCCUCAAUGUGUUCCUGGUGGUGAAUUUAAAUCCCCGGCCACAUUUUUGGUACCAGGAGUGGGGUUGUUUAUUCAAUCUGACGAGUUGUUUUAGAGCGGUUUAGUUAGACAGUACGGCAGUGGUGAAUAUUUUACAGAGCCGGAGGACUUCCAGAGUGCGGAGGAUCACGGAUGAGGUGGUCAGCGUGCGACCGAUUGGGUUUCCAGUGUGCCAGACAUGACGGCUGCUAAGAAGAUCGGUCCAGACUGAUGCGUUUCCUGCUGUCAACGCGUGGUCUGCCAGGAUCUCAUGGCUGCAUCUCAGGAACUGUGCAUUAGUCUGAGGGUGUGUCUACGGUACUAAAAGAAAAAAAAGCGUUACGAGUUUCGCAACAAGGACAUUAAUCUUCAACUGAGUUGAGUUAAUGCUUUUUGACCUACUUCUGUAGAAAAUGUCUGACUCUGACGAACGGCCUGAAGAGAGCGUACAAGUCCCUGAUGUUGGGGUUGUGGGGAAUGAUGUCAUAGAGAAAAUAAAGGGUCAAAUUCAAGAUUUACAUGAUUGGAGGAAUGACACUCUGGCCAAUAGGGCUGCUGGUGGGGGAAAUACAAUCCGCUCUUACCUUUAUGUUCCCCGUGAACGCCAGGUUCAACCUUUUAGCGGGGAGUAUAACAAAGAUGGAAGGUCUGUAGAGGAGUUUAUUGAGGAGGUGGAAAGGGUACUACGGGCCAGAGACCAAACACAAGAAGAACAUCAUCUCACUUUUGCGGGGGCCUGCACUGGAAGAGGUGCGUUUAUGUGUGGGAAAUCAGUCCAGACAGGCCAGUGAUUUGUUUAUUUUCUUGCGGGACGCGUUUGGGGAAUGGCGUAGUGGGACUCAGUUGUUGCAAAUGUUUUACAAUCGCAAACAAUUGGAGGGGGAAGAUCUCCGAAACUACUCUCAUGAACUACUCUCAUACUCUCAAACUACUCGCCUGUUAAGUUCCAUUGUGAAACAGUCCCCAGAUGGUUUGGCUAACAAGCAGGGGAUUUUGCGUGAUCAGUUUGUGGAGGGUGUAAGAGAUGCCGCAUUGAGGCGAGAGCUGCGUAAAAUAAUCAGGGAAAAGCCCUAUUUGACCCUGCUUGAGAUUCGUAAUGAGGCUAUUCUUUGGUCCAUGGAAGAGAGCAGGCCAACCAGAGUAGCAAAUAGUCGACCGGUCCAUUCAGAAGUGUUAGGGGAACCUGAAGGUACUUCUGUCAGGUCUGAGAAUCAAAACUCUUCUGUGUUGAAUGAUAUUUUGCAGGUAAUUUCCCGGCAGGACAAGCGAAUAAGUGAGCAAGAGCAGACUGUUUCAGAGCUCACUAAGGUGGUCAAAGAAUUGACUGUGCAGCGGUCAGUGUCAGUUCUGCAGAAUGUCGCGCCUUCAGCAAAUUCUCCACCCAGGUUUACAGAAAAGGGAGAACCUAUCUGUUUCAGGUGCAAUGGGGUUGGGCAUAUCGCUAGACGGUGCACUGUGAGACGGGGUGGGAGACCUAAAAGUGCUACCCAGACCAUUAAAGGUCAAGAAAAACCACGUCCUUCUGUUGCGUUGAGUCAGGCUGCACAAGGGGAAGUUUCUGGUUUACCGCCUGAGGGAACUAGUCGAGACCGUUUCUUGGAGCAUGCAGUUGGAACUUGCCCCAUGGUAGAACUGAAAAUCAAGUCUGUUCCGGUGUCAUGUUUGCUUGACACUGGUAGUCAGGUCAGUACUAUUACUGAGGAAUUUUUCAGAGUGCACCUGUUUGGGGAUGAGAGUGAUGUGUUGUCUACUUAUAGUUGGCUGAAGAUCACCGCAGCCAACUGUUUAGAUAUUCCUUAUUCGGGUUACAUGGAGCUGGACGUGGAAGUUAUGGGGAUGACUCUGCCCGAGUGUGUGUUCUUGAUCGUGAAAGAAGCUCCUAGCCCAACGUCUGUGGCUGUGCAUAUCGGAAUGAACAUUAUCAGUAAGUGCCGACAGAUCGUUCACGCUGAAUUUGACACCACGCUGUGUGGUAGGCUGGAUUCUGACUGGAGGGCAGUCUUCCAGCAGGCUCAAUCAGUGGAGUUAGUUGAGCGAGUUUCAUCUGCUCAGGUCGUGGGUAAGACUCCUGCUCAUGUGCCAGCUUGGUCGGCAGCCACUGUCCUGAUUAAGGGGAUCGAACGCAGUAAAAAGGAUGGUUGGUAUGGUAGAACCAGCAAAUUUGCCCUUACCGGAAGGUUUGGUUGUAGUACCUACCUUGGUCACGUCAGAGUUACCUGUGUGUACAGUGAGAGUACUUAAUCUGUCACAGGAAGAUCUUUGGCUUCAAAGGGUGUCAUUCAAGAGAGUGUGAGUGCUUACGCCUCG
Tachysurus fulvidraco (yellow catfish) is the source of this 2780-nucleotide messenger RNA. RefSeq lists its product as uncharacterized. Gene Ontology annotation, biological process: proteolysis. The transcript is spliced from 3 exons. Gene Ontology annotation, molecular function: zinc ion binding; nucleic acid binding; aspartic-type endopeptidase activity. The record is from RefSeq and is a predicted model, not a curated record. The coding region runs from base 1326 to 2714 and encodes 462 amino acids. NCBI's taxonomy places the organism in Eukaryota, Metazoa, Chordata, Actinopteri, Siluriformes, Bagridae.